Molecule: messenger RNA, 1892 nt
Organism: Daldinia vernicosa
Lineage: Eukaryota; Fungi; Ascomycota; Sordariomycetes; Xylariales; Hypoxylaceae
Product: FAD binding domain-containing protein
Exons: 2
Coding region: 252-1859 (535 amino acids)
Molecular function (GO): FAD binding
Source: RefSeq, a predicted model, not a curated record
CUCUAGUGCUGUAAGGUUAGUAUUCAUGUAUGCAUGUUACUCUGACAGCAUUUUGAUAAUGGAUAGGAGGAUUGGAAUUCCUAAACAUCCGAAAAUAGAUACUGCAAAAGGUCUUACAUAUAGGAUCUGACGAGAAUGGAGGCUGACGCCUCAUGAGGUAUUUAGGGAUGAUAGUCUAACCAUACAUAAGUCCAUCUAUCUAUAUCCGAUGCUCAUCAACGACAAAGUACGACCAAUAUUCGAAGCAUAUCAUGACGGCGCAGGAAAUUGACGUUUUAAUCGUGGGAGGAGGACCAACGGGCGUAACAUUAGCGCUAGAGUUGGCUGUUCAUAAAAUAUCAUUCCGCAUCGUCGACAGGGAAUUACAGAGAUCAGACAAGUCUAGGGCUUUAGGUAUUCAACCACGCACCCUAGAACUUUUAAAUCGGCACGGCGAUGUUCGGAAACUCGUCUCGCAAGGAAAUCUAAGCAGCGGUACUACUUUCUAUCUUAACGGAAGGAAGGCCGCGGAUAUCGAUAUAUCGGGUCUCGUAGAAGACUCGGUGUUCCCCCUCAUACUCAUUAUUUCUCAGUGCGAAACGGAGGCCUUCUUGGACGCAUGUCUUGCGAAGCAUGGUUUCGCUGUCGAGCGAGGUCUCGAAGCAACGUCUAUCGUUCAAGAUCCCACCGGGGUCACUGUGAAACUAGCCAACCGAGAUGGUGCUGAAAAAGCUGUCCGCGCCAAGUACGUCGUUGGUGCCGAUGGAGCACACAGCAGCGUGCGACGUGCUGCAGCGGGCCUUACUUUCCAGGGUGCGGCCUACCCACAGGACUUUAUCCUCUGCGAUGCCCACGUGAGGAACUCCAAACUAGCCUGGAACCGAUUUUCUCUUUGCUUGGGCAGGGGGUCUCUUGCCGUAUUCCCGCUGAAAGACGGUACAGUUCGAGUUGUAGUGUCCCGCAUAAACCCCAAGGUGGAUAUCGAACCAACAUUACAAGACUUUCAAGAAAUGUUGAAUCAGCUCCAUCCAGAUGCGGGUGAAUUAUACGACCCUACUUGGAUUAGCCAGUUCCAUCUACAUCACAGGGGCGUGAAUAGCUACCGCGACGGUCGUCUAUUCGUCGCGGGCGACGCAGCACAUAUACACUCCCCCGCUGGAGCUCAAGGCAUGAACACCGGCAUACAAGAUUCCAUAAACCUAGGAUGGAAGUUAGCCAAGGUGAUACGGGGCAAGCGACCAGAUUCGUUCCUCGAUAGCUACGAUCGCGAACGCCGUCCGAUCGGCCAGCAUUUACUUGAAACUUCGGAUAAAAUGUUCACCUGGGGUUGCUCUUCUAACCCCUUUUUCAUCUCCUUCCGCAAUCUUCUAUUUACGUGGGUCUUACCUUGGUUUGUCAGCAGCCGGGAUCGUCGUGCCAAUAUCUUCAAGUUCAUAUCGGAAUUCGGUAUCAACUACAGGGACAGCUCCGUGGUGGGUACGGCAUCGGGGUACUCGGGGCCGGUGUUGGGGGGCGACCGUGCUCCGGACAAGAUGAUUAAAAGCGCGGGUAAGGAAAGGCAAUUCCUAGAGCUUAUCACGCCAGAUACGCAUCAUCUGGUACUUCUUUCAGGGGUUGGCGAUGAUGCUAUGACGGAACAGGCCAUACUAGAAGUGCAGUCAGGUUUUGCGAAUAAAAACUCGGACGAAGCUAAAGUGCACUUGAUCCUCGACGAAGCAGCUGAUGGAACCAGUGUUUCUGGGCAUAUCGAUCUUGGAAACCGUUUACAUGGUCAGUUCGGUUGUUCCAAGCCUUCUUACGUCUACAUUCGACCAGAUGGUUAUAUAGAGCAUAUUGGACUCUUAUCGGAGUUCCAGGCCCUAUUAGGAUGGCUCAAGUGAAGUUGGUUAAGUCUAAGGGACGGGUCGUUAUUU